Messenger RNA from Pecten maximus, 2363 nucleotides. RefSeq names its product protein enabled homolog. Lineage: Eukaryota; Metazoa; Mollusca; Bivalvia; Pectinida; Pectinidae. Bases 1 to 768 code for a protein of 255 amino acids. The transcript has 6 exons. The record is from RefSeq and is a predicted model, not a curated record.
AUGUCAUGUCCUCAAAAAGAAAGUUUCUUUUCCAGAGAAGUACAGCGACUCUUCAUUAUCAACAAGCUGUAUAAAUCCUGUCCUGGCGAUAUCGGAUGGCUCAUGGUUCUAGAUUCUCAAAGGGAGGCACCAUGUCAGUUUGAGUCACAGAACGCAAAAGAUAAAGUGAUUAUCAUUUAUUCAACUCUAAACGGACCAACAACAUGGCAGUCACUUUAUGAAUCUAAUGAUGGCAGAGCCGACUUCCUAGAAAUCUACGUUGAUGUGUUGCAAACUCACCUACUCUAUGUAACAACAGACCACUUCAGAGGGCUAAAUUUACUACAACAACCACGGAAACAAAAACUGAAGCUCCAAAUCAAAGUACAACACCAGAUAAAACAACAGCUUUUCAGGAUACCACAACAACUCCAGAUACAACGACUACAACUCCAGAAACAACGACUACAACUCCAGAAACAACGACUACAACUCCAGAAACAACGACUACAACUCCAGAAACAACGACUACAACUCCAGAAACAACGACUACAACUCCAGAAACAACGACUACAACUCCAGAAACAACGACUACAACUCCAGAUACAACGACUACAACUCCAGAAACAACGACUACAACUCCAGAUAAAACAACAGUAUUUCAGGAUACCACAACAACUCCAGAUACAACUACAACAUCUGCUGGAGCAUGGGAAACGACAUCGAGUAAUCUUGCUCGCGAUCCUGACUGUGUGGACUGCGCAUGUCCGAGAAAAAUGGCAAACAUAACAUUUGAGGAACUUGUGCAAACCGUUAAUCAGCUGAAGGAAGAGUUAAAAGUAGAUAAAACCAAAACAAGUUCCAGUAUUAGACGCAAAAUAAGCGCUAGUGACCCCAGACCGUCGGCGAAAGCAGUAGGACUUGUUGGAGCUGCCAUGUUGGCUAUCCCCUUUGUUUUUAUCAUUCUGUGUGACUUGAUCAGUCUUUGUCGAUAUUUUCAUGAUAAGACAAGUAAUACAACACCUAAAUAGAGAUACUAACAGUUAUACAAUGUGUGUGACUGACAGUGUCCUGUCAGGGAUCUACAUCACCACAAUGUCUCUAUGGAGUUGUUGACAACCUUGCAUUAAGGAAUUUCCAAGGACAAGUGAAUUUCAUGUCGUUUUGUUGUGAACAACGUCAUGCUUCAAUGAUCAUUGUGUCACAUUGUCUGAUCGUGACGUAAUAUAUGUGCAUACUUAUAUUUGAAUACUAUAUACAUAGUACAAAAAUGGCAGAUAAAACUGUUAAUAUACUUCCAGCUGGUCGAUGAGAUGAGAGCGCGUCCCAUGGCAUAUCAAUACCUGUUGUGAUUUUUUUAAAUAUUAACUUUUAGUUGAUUUUACAAGUAAAUAUAGUGUAUUGGUCCUUCAUGUGAUCAUUGCCCAUAAGAUGUGAUUUCCGCAUUUGAAUAAGAAUAAUGCCAAUACAACGGAAAACAAAUAGGACCCUUACCUUGCGAGGAAUUGAUCCCAGUCCAAGGAAAAACCAGUUGGAUUAGACUGCAGAUUCAAUCGGCUAGAGUUAUCGACGUUCGCCUUUAAUUAAACCACAUCGUUACCUGAUAAGGGUGUCCACAGAAACAUGAGUCAAGUAUUGAGCAACUUGUAACAACAAUUUCGAAAAGGCAAGGUAGACAUCUCCCUGUUGACGCGGCCACGAAUGGGCAGUCAAUCAUAAUGGACAAAAGACCUUGAUUUGACACUUGAUGUGCCGUUUACUAUACAGACUUCAAGUACCUUACCGAGAUAUUUAUUUAUUUUGAAAACAGAAAGAAUCCAUUUAAGUUUGACAUUUUUUCCUUAUCCUAUCAUUUUUAUUUCAUAUCUAUGUCGGUAUGCAUUGGUGGAAAAAGCAUUAUUUCAUUGAUGCUGUUAUUUAUAAUUUAAUUAACAUUCCUAUUUCCAGAUUAACCAUUUUUAUUCUGUACUGGAUAUUCAAAAGUGGUUGUAUGUAUCCAGGAAUAUGUUUAAAUUAUGAAUUGUUACGAUAUGCUACAAUUGAUUACGUGGAUGUACCUGGAACAAUAUCUACCCAAUAACUACCUUGGUUUCACUCAUACGGCACAUGAUUAAAUUCGAAACAGUGUGUUAUUGUUUAUCUUUACGUAGCCACUUUCGCAGCCUCCGAUUGGUCAUUUAUGACCCCCUACACCAACAAUUCUGAUUAGUUAACCUUGGGCCUUUGACCACAGACUACUUUAAGGCCUUCUGCUCGCACUUCAUGUAUUCGUUGUCGUCUGGCAUUCGAAAUAUCGGCCUGGACACGUUUUGUGGAUUUACCGUAGGACUAAUGCUCAUUUAAGUCAUUUUACAAGUGCUUCAAUAAUAGAAAUACAAAAUUGA